This is a messenger RNA of Photinus pyralis (common eastern firefly), 2727 nucleotides long. RefSeq names its product rho GTPase-activating protein 39 (gene RhoGAP93B). Gene Ontology annotation, biological process: signal transduction. Gene Ontology annotation, cellular component: cytoskeleton; cytoplasm. Bases 378 to 2309 code for a protein of 643 amino acids. Lineage: Eukaryota; Metazoa; Arthropoda; Insecta; Coleoptera; Lampyridae. The transcript has 3 exons. The record is from RefSeq and is a predicted model, not a curated record. Gene Ontology annotation, molecular function: protein binding; GTPase activator activity.
CAUUCUUAUGAGUAAAUUUUAUCUAAUAACCAUCUUAGCUUCCGCAAAGAGAAUGCUCGGAUGAAACAAAUAAAUAAUUUCUAUUUUCUAAUGGGAGUUAUUAAAUAUAAAUGAGGUCGUUGAAGCUGAAGCCAGCCCUGCCGUAUGGUGUUAAAAUAAAUAAUGGCUGUGCCCUUCCCAUAUAAUAUUUUGUGUAAUAUUUUGAUAUGCAAUAAAUGUCAUAGAUGAUAAACAAAUUACACAGACAUAAUGCGGACAUCAUAAAUAUAAUUUGAUUAACAAUUGGUUCGGACCUUUUGCCAUCAUGAGUGAAACUGGGACCUACUUUUUAACUACAAGGGCCAGAUCAAUUUGUUGAAUAAAAAAUAUGUUAAAAAAUGGCCACUGGCACUUACAGAGUCGAGUGGGUCGAAAUUAUCGAACCCAAAACGAGAGAACAUAUGUAUGCGAAUUUAACAACUGGAGAAUGUGUAUGGGAUCCACCUGAAGGCGUACCAGUGAAGCGUACAAAUUCUAAUCAGUGGUGGGAGCUAUUCGAUUCAAAUACAGCUCGUUUCUAUUAUUACAAUGCGAGUUCACAGUGUACUGUAUGGCAUAAACCGACCAACUGCGAUAUCAUACCUUUGGCUAAACUACAAACUUUAAAACAUAAUACCGAUUGUAAAACUACACCAACAAACCAUCAGGGUACGCAAACUGGUGAAUCUCAUUCACGAGUACAAGCUUUAAGUUUAUCCGCAAGUACCCCCCAGUUGAGGCGGAAGUCUAGUGAUUUAUGUCGUAGCAGCAGUUUCAGUCAGUGCGCCCCCGAAGCACCCUUAUAUUCAAAUUGGCAUGAUUCACAUCUACUUCCCUUAGAACAUUUUUUAUUGACUAAUAAUCGAGAUACAGAUAGCGAACACUCGGAUAGUGGAAGCGAAUCUCUUACUGGACAUGAACCAGACAAUGAAGAUUCAGAUCAAUCUGAGGGCAGUUACUUACCAUAUCGUGUACGACCAGUAGAGUAUUUAAAUUUGCCAGUGGCUAUCCCUGAGCAGCCUCGUCAGCAACCAUGUACUCCAUCAUCAAAACCUUUACCGGAACCACCUCUCCAACCAGAAAGGGAAGGAGACAUGGAGAAAUUUGCCGCGGACAACUUAAACUUGGGCGGUAGAGGCUUAUUUCGACGCAAAGCCAGUGUUAGAGAACUUCUAAGCUGGUCCUCGCGAAGUCUAACACGCCCUUUACUUGCCUCGAGCAAACCUUACGCCAGGCAGGCUUUGGAAAUGUUUCGGCAGGUUCAGAUGUACAUGGGAGAUCGCAAAGCGAGGCCCGGCAUAUCUCUUAACUCCCUUCUGGUUGAAAUUAUCACAGUGUCGUACACACAGUGUGUGCUAAGGGACGAACUAUUUUUGCAACUGUGUCGACAAACUACCGAAAAUCCGAGGCGUGAGUCAUUGUUAAGAGGUUGGGAGUUGCUUACAAUCGCUUUGUCAUUUAUUAAUCCCUCUCCUACGUUUCAACCGGCUCUUCUUGGUUAUUUAAAUCGGCACCGGGAUCCUACAUUCGCACGCUGUUUUCCAGAUGUUGCUCGAUGGCCUAUUCAUGUACAAGUAAGUCAUUACGCAACAGUUGCUUGCCAAAGAUUAGAACGUAUCGGUGUCGGCGGGAAGAGGAUAGCUCGUCGUCCACAACCAGACGAUGUGGAAUCUGCUCGAAUGCAAAUAUUUCAAGCCAGUUUGUUCGGGAACACUCUGCGAGAGGUGAUGCAACUGCAAGCUAGUCGGUGGCCUACACGACGUUUACCGUGGCCCCAGGUGGAGCUUUCGCAACAAGUGUUAAGGUUACACGGUUUGAGUACGGAGGGUAUAUUUCGUGUAUCGGCAGAUGUGGACGAAGUGGCGAGAUUGAAAGCCCAAAUGGACCGAUGGGAGAUCAGUGAACCUAGUGAUGCGCACGUUCCCGCCAAUUUGUUAAAGUUGUGGCUGAGAGAACUUUACGAACCUCUUAUACCCGAUUCUUUGUAUUCAGAAUGUGUAGCGGAACCAAUGACUGGCAGACGCGCUUGUGAUUUAGUGAUGCGGUUACCUACUCUCCAUCGAUUAGUGCUUUGUUACCUUAUCCGCUUUCUUCAAACUUUUAAUAAACCGGAAGUCGUGCAGCAUACUAAGAUGGACGCUUCGAAUCUCGCUAUGGUUUUUGCACCCAACUGUUUAAGAUGUAUGGCAAGCGAUCCUCGUACGAUUUUCGAUAAUGCAAGAAAAGAGAUGACGUUUAUGCGUUGUCUUAUUCAAGAGUUAGAUACUGAAUGUGUUCGUGAUAUAAUGUGAAAUUGUAUAUAUGAUCAUCAAUAAUUAAUUAUGCAUUACAUUUUACAUUUACAAUUCUUAUAUUUUAUAAUAUAUAUCUUGUUAAUUAUGUCUCUUAAUUUUUGCCAUGUUGAAACUGAUCAAUUUAGUUGGAAAAUAGAUGCAGUAAAAAUUUUAUUACUGAAAAUAUUGUUAUUAAACUGUAUGCAUUUUUAUUUAUUUUGCAUAUUUAAGAGUGGGUACUUGAAUUUAAUAAAUUUUAUUAUCUGUCUACUCUCAUGUAUGUAAAGUAAAGCAAAAACAGUUUUUUUUUUAUUUAUAAAUAUUAAAUAGUAGAAUGAAACCUAGUGCUACAGAUGCAUUAUUUAUAAUAAGUUUGCAAAAUCUUAUUACUGUUCCAAAUAUUUCUCAACCAAAAUAUAAACGUACCAGAGCUGUA